AUGUUUUCAAUUUGGGAAUAUAUUGGAUUUUUACUAAGCAUUUUACCAAUAGUGAACUCAGCUAGUCUUAACCAACCGAGAUUCUUUACUGGGAUAUUUUUGGACGCACUUGCUGAUGAUAAUAUCGGUGGCAGUUCCAAGGACACAUUGCGGGAAGAUCCAAUACCAUGGAAUGAAUUAGACGAUUACUACAAUUACGAAAAUGAGUAUUAUGAGGAUUUUUACGGAAACAACCGAAGAAACUAUAAUCGCAGAAACUAUAGAAGACUAUCGGGUUUUGAAGAUCCCUUAAGUAAAUUAUUACGAAGAAAGAAGUCCCAAAGUAAUUUUGAUGAUGAAGAUGAUGAAGACAGUGUUUAUGGAUAUGAAGAAGGCGGAUAUGAUGAAGAUGAUUCUGAUGUUGAAAACAUUGCAUUCAUUAGAAGAACAAAAAAGAAAGAGAGUAAUGAAGAUUCGAAUGAAGAUGAUGAUGAAGAAGAUGAAACAGACGAUGGAUAUGAAGAUGAUGGAUAUGAAGAGGAUGAUGACGAUGAUGAUGAAAAUGAAGAGGAAGACAGUGAAGAAACCCAUAAUAGUGUGAAGAAAAAGACAAAAAGAAAACCGAUUGUGAAAAAUUCUGGAGAAAACUAUGAAACAAUUGGACAACCGGACGCAGAAGGAAAUAUAUUUAUUGAAUUGAAAGAUGAUGAAAAAGUUGAAGCAAGUGUGGUGAAGAUUAAUAAAAAGAAGAAAAAACCAACAGUUAAUGACAAUGAAAAUAGUGAUGAAGACGAUGAUGAAGAUAGUGAAGAAGUCGAAGAAGAUACAGAUGAAAAUGAUGAUAGUGAUAAAAAUGAUGAAGAUGAUGAAGAUAAUGAUGAUGAUGACAGAAUUGUGGUGUUGUGUGUGGUUGAUGUCAAAUCAAGAGUUUCUGGAAACUCCCAGAUUAUCCAUGCCCGUGGCCUUGGAUAUCCUGGUCAGAUGUUUGAAAGAUUAAUUCCAACAAUUGGCUAUAGAAAUGUUGUACCUGCAAAUUCACCUAGACGUAUUGAAGCACGUCAUUACACUGAUCCUGAUGAUCCAGAUCAGGAUAUGUUUCCUCCUGAAUCUCAGAGUCAAUUUGAUCGUUACGAAGCAGAAGACAAUGAUGAAAUGGAUCCUUAUAACUAUCCUCAGAAACGAAAACCAUCUUCGGGUAUUUCUCAAAUCGCUUAUAAUGAAAAUAAAAGGAAACAACAAUAUAACCAAGAUGGAGAGGAUGAAAACGAAGAGAACGAAGACGAAGCAGAUGAACAUAUGGCUUCUAAUACCGCCGAUAACAUUGAAUCAGUGGGAGACAAAUUGGGAGGAGAUGACGAAGAUGAUUUUGAGGAAGAAAUGGGAUACAGAAGCAACAAGGUUUAUCUAAAUAUUCCUGCCCAUGCAGCUUAUCCUAAAAGAAGUCAAACUAAAAUUCGAUAUUCUACAAGAAAUUAUCCAAGUAAAGAAAAUCUGAGAAGAAGUAAUAAAAAGACAAAAAGUGUUAAAAGAAAAAGACCAUCUCAAAUAUCUGAUGAAGAUUAUUAUCAAAGCAACUAUCAAAAAGUUAACAUUGCUCAGAGACGCAAUGAAAAUUACAAACAACAGCUGAAUUUGAAGCCAAUUACUAAAUCACCAAAUCAAUUUGUUGCAACUCCAAUAGCUGAUUUGAUAUUGAGACUAUCAAUUUCUUUGGCUAGACCGAUUGGUAAUGGAAAUGGAACUGCAUCAUUUUUUAAUAUUCCUAUUCGUUUGUCAAAUAAUGGAAUUGAAGAAAAUACACCUUCAUUAAAUUCAACUACAAGUAAAGUGGGUAGUGAAGAAGGUAAUAAAUUAAUUGAUGUUGCUGUUCCUCAUUCGAUUAAUGCAGAAGUUAGUGAAAAUCAUGAGAUAAAUGAUAAAGAAGAUGAUGACGAUAAAGAUCAAGAAUCAACUUAA
Messenger RNA from Episyrphus balteatus (marmalade hoverfly), 1935 nucleotides. Its product is annotated as protein PFC0760c-like. Bases 1 to 1935 code for a protein of 644 amino acids. The transcript has 3 exons. NCBI's taxonomy places the organism in Eukaryota, Metazoa, Arthropoda, Insecta, Diptera, Syrphidae. The record is from RefSeq and is a predicted model, not a curated record.